Messenger RNA from Phycomyces blakesleeanus NRRL 1555(-), 449 nucleotides. RefSeq names its product cyclin. The annotation marks the transcript as partial. Gene Ontology annotation, cellular component: nucleus; cyclin-dependent protein kinase holoenzyme complex. The record is from RefSeq and is a predicted model, not a curated record. Gene Ontology annotation, biological process: regulation of cyclin-dependent protein serine/threonine kinase activity. The transcript has a single exon. Lineage: Eukaryota; Fungi; Mucoromycota; Mucoromycetes; Mucorales; Phycomycetaceae. Gene Ontology annotation, molecular function: protein kinase binding; cyclin-dependent protein serine/threonine kinase regulator activity.
CUAGCUGAUAUGCUCGGACGUCUUAUAUCCCACAAUGACCUUAUACCGCUCACGCCUAGCAACCUCACGCGCUUCCAUUCCCGUACACCACCUAAUAUUUCCCUCUCUGACUAUCUGCGUCGCAUUGUCAAAUAUACUUCUGCCGAAAAGUCCUGUUUGCUGAUUCUUCUCAUCUACAUUGACCGUAUUUGCGAAUCACAUCCGCACUUCACAAUAUCCUCCCUCACAGUUCAUCGUUUCCUGAUCACUGCCGUGACAGUAUCAUCAAAGGCACUCUGCGACUCCUAUUGUACAAAUUCUCAUUAUGCCAAAGUAGGUGGUCUUUCGACCCAAGAACUCAAUGCACUCGAGCUCGAGUUUUUGGCCUUAAUUGAUUGGCAUUUGGCCAGUUCCGGGUUGAUUUUACAGCAGUAUUAUGCUAAUCUUGUUCAACAACAUCCUUGCUAUGA